Molecule: messenger RNA, 3903 nt
Organism: Pogona vitticeps (central bearded dragon)
Lineage: Eukaryota; Metazoa; Chordata; Lepidosauria; Squamata; Agamidae
Source: RefSeq, a predicted model, not a curated record
ACCCGCAAAAUGCCAGCAACUGCCAGUGCAAUGGACUUCUUUCAACUCUUUGUCCCUGACAACAUACUAAAGAACAUGGUGGUGCAGACGAAUAUGUAUGCCAAGAAGUACCAGGAGCGGUUUGGGAGUGAUGACACUUGGGUGGAUGUCACCUUGACGGAAAUUAAGGCUUUCCUUGCGUACAUGAUAUCCACAAGCACUCACCACUGUGAGUCUGUCCUCAGCAUCUGGAGUAGUGGUUUCUAUAGUAACAAGAGCAUAGCACUGAUCAUGUCUCAGUCAAGAUUUGAGAAGAUCCUCAAGUACUUCCAUAUUGUGGCCUUCCGUUCCAGCCAGACAACACAUGGCCUCUACAAAAUCCAGCCCUUCCUGGACUCUCUGCAGCAUAGCUUUGACUCCACUUUUAAGCCUUCCCAAACCCAGGUCCUUCAUGAACCUCUGAUUGAUGAAGAUCCUGUCUUCAUUGCCACCUGCACAGAGCGAGAGUUGCGCAAGAGGAAGAAGCGGAAAUUCAGCCUCUGGGUACGGCAGUGCUCAUCUACUGGUUUUAUCUGCCAGAUCUAUGUCCAUCUGAAAGAAGGAAGCGGGACUGAAGGUCUGGAUGCUCUGAAGAACAAAACUCAGCUUCACAGCAUGGUGGCCAGAAGCCUCUGUCAGAAUGCCACGGGCAAAAACUACAUCAUCUUCACUGGCCCCAGCAUUACCAGCCUGAAUCUCUUUGAAGAAUUUGAGAAGCAAGAGAUUUACUGUUGUGGGUUGCUAAGUACAAGGAAAAGUGACUGCACAGGCCUGCCUCCGUCUAUGCUAAACAACUCAGAUGCUCCUCAGGCUCGAGGGCAAUACCAAAUAAAGAUGAAAGGAAACAUGUCCUUGAUCUGCUGGUACAAUAAAGGCUAUUUUCGGUUUCUGACCAACGCUUAUUCUCCGGUUCAGCAAGGUGUAAUAAUUAAGAGGAAAAGUGGAGAAAUCUCCUGUCCCUUGGCCGUAGAAGCUUUUGCUGCUCAUCUUAGUUAUAUUUGCAAAUAUGAUGACAAAUACAGCAAGUAUUUCAUUUCUCAUAAACCAAACAAGACCUGGCAACAAGUGUUCUGGUUUGCCAUCAGCAUUGCAAUCAACAAUGCCUACAUCUUGUACAAGAUGUCUGAUGCCUAUCAUGUGAAGAAAUACAGCCGAGUGCAGUUUGGUGAGAGACUCGUAAAGGAGCUGCUGGGCUUGGAGGAGACUUCGCCUUGUCAAUGACGGCCGAUUCCUGGUGGUUUAGGUCAGGAACAGAGAAAGGAGGAGGCGGACGAGAUCUGGGAAUGCCAAAAUUGGGAGCCUGCAAGUCUUUCCAAUUACACUGUUCUCCAUGUGACAGAAUGACCAGGGAAGCCAUUUGAAUGUUUGGGGGCUUUGCAAAGGCCAGGAUGGGCUCCAAAGAGAGCAUCCCUGAGAAACUGCACAUGUGACUAUGCCCCUAGGCACUCUUGUCUCAGAAGUGAAUUUACGUUAGUCACUAUUUCUUAAUACUAUUUGUCAACAGGGUGUUAGUUGUCACGUGACCGCCUUUUUUCUCUGCCCUCCUCUCGUCACACUAAGCCGCCUUGGCCGUUCAGUCUGGGCCAGGUGGUGGAACAUGUUCCUUUGUAAACAGUGUGAUCCACUCAUGGUGUCAACAGGUACACUGUAUUGUGGCUAAGAAUCCUCUGGGAUGGGGAAUGGGGGAAGGGUGUCAUGUAGAGGUAGCUAGAAGAGAAAUAUUGAGAAAAGUAUAAAUAUAUUUUGCAAACCUAUCCUUAGGUAACGGCAAUUGAGACUUAAUGAAUGAAUGAAGAUUUUAUUUUCUUGCAAUGUUUUUAGAUUGUAGGAGCGAACAUAAUUUAGGGGGGCGUAGAAGCAAUUUUUAUAUCAGUGGAUGGUGGGAUAUGGAGGGGUUUACCUAUCAAAGGCAAAGUCAUUUUUGCCACCACUGAAGUCAAUGUAGGCUUCAAUGAUGAUCGAAGCAGAAAUGAUCUGACUGAAUGGGGACCAUUUGCAAACAUCAGCUCUCACAACAGAAUGUGGGAACUGCAGGAGAUCGUCUGAAUUGGCAUUAGUUUCUCCUUAACUUGAGUUGGCCGUUCUGCUUCUUCUGAGAAUUGUAUAAACAAAUGUGGCCCAAUCCAAGGGUCCUCCUAAAAGUAUAGUGGGGCUGUGUGUGCAAAUCUGUGCAAGUAUCCCACGAUACAAAGAACAGAAAGCAAGUUCAGAGGCCUUUUUCUUUGCACUGCAGAAUGCCACAGCAUGUAAACAAACACAGUGAUCUCACAGCUUGGGCUUAUAAGAAGCAAUGGUGGGAUUUCCCCAUUGGUCUCACUUAGCACAGAUGCAAACAUACUUCUGGUCUCUUAGUUUUCUUUUCAGAUGCAUGCUGGUAGCACACAGUGCCUUUUUGUGUGAGAGAUUCUUUGAACUGGGACCAUAAUGUGGUUUAUAUUGCCCCCAUUUUCUUCCCCUACACUCAUUUCCAAACUCCAAACUAGUUUAGUGUGGAUCUUCAGUGUAAUGUUUGCACAAAAUUUUCAGAAGUGACCUAUCCACCAAAGGAAACAUGUUUUGGAUCAGCACACUUGAGAUGCAAGGAGUUUUGUUCUGUCAAAAAAGGAGAAAUACUGUUCCCUCCGAAUUACACAUCCCAGCUGACCUUCAAUAAAAAGAAGCAGAAAAAGGAAGGUUCUAUUUUAUUCAAGCAUGUUAUUCAAUUUACCUUUGUUGGCAAAUUGGUGGCAUGCCACAAGAGAAGUAGACCUUCCAUCUGGUUAGAGCCAGAUUUAUUGGUGUUUAUUGACAUAGCCAAGCAAAUGUAGUUGCCUCCUAAAUUGAGAACAUGUAUAGAGGUUAAAAAAAUUGUUGUGACCAAACUGGCCACUGCAUCAUAUAGUUUAUUUACACUGCAUCAUUACAGCAGUUUGAUAACACUUGGGUUUUCAUGGCUUCAUCCUAUGGGAUUCUGGAAUAUCUGGCUUGAUGUGGGACUUAGACUUCUUUGCUAGAGCACUCAAAUGCCCUCCUCUGAACCAGGGCACAGAAUGUUAAGAACUUCAACAAACUAAAAGUCCCAGAGGGUUUUGUACAAUGGAGCCAUGGCAAUUAAGACAGGCAUCAAAGUUCUAUAAUUGUGUGAUGCAGAUAUUUUUGUAGGUGUAUUUUGAAACACAUUAUUUCCAUUUACUCUAAAACAAAACGCUGUCCCAGAGAUUUUGCAUUUCUAGAGUUGCUUAUGAAAAUACACACCUGUACUUUAAGAUUGAAGUACAUCAUGUACAACAUCAUUCAUCCCUAUGUGAAUUUCAUGCAGCUGAUGAAAAAAUUUACUUUGUGCAACUGUCAGCUAUCUCUGGCUGUGACAAACUCCAGACGUCCCUAGACGGACCCAAGAAUUUUUGUUGCUUGAGGGAAAGGAAAGAUACUUUGCUUGAGAUUAAGGACAAGCUUCUGUAUAUAAAAGCUGACCCAAGCUGGGCAGGUGAAUAUCCUUUUGGCACUGCUGGCAGGGUAGCAUCCUCCACUAUCCCUCGGGGCAGUAGGCUAGUUAGAGAAGUUUGGGGUAGGCUGUGUGGCACACAGAGCUUUGCCCUCCAAGGCCUCUCUACCAUUCUUGGUGUCUGUCCAUUGAGGCACCUGAUGGCAGGAUUGUGGCAGAGAAGCCAGAAAGCUCAAGUGGUUUAGGCGUCUGGCUGCAGAGCCAGAGGUUGGCAGUUCAAUUCUCGGCUGUGCUUCCAUGACAGAGGCUAAACUCCACGAUCCAUAAGGUCCCUUCUUUGCAGUUCUAAGAUUAAGAUUAAGGUCUAAGAUUUUUAAGACUGUUGUAGAAAAAGCCAUAGAGGCUCAUGGCAAUUUGUUGUGGUCACGAAAUGAGAGGUUUAUGUGAUCACAAAUAAUUAA